AUGCCAACCACCAAGAUCUCCCCGCGCCUCCUCCCUACGCUCUUCGCCUCGCUCGCCCGCACGCCCACCUGGACCCUCCGCCGCACCCUCCAAAGCGACAAUCCCCUCGACCUCCACGGCGACCUCCACGGCGAAGCCUCCUUCCAACCCCUCCCAGCCCCGCCUUCUACCUCUACACCCACCGAAGACCCCCAAACCCAAACCCUCUACACCGAAUCCGGCUCCCUCCCCGCAACCCUCGGCCCAAACCUCCGCUGGACGAAAUCCUACAUCUGGCGUCUCAGCCCGGAAGGCCGGAUUAGCGUAUGGUUUGUCAAGGUCACCAAGGACGCAGCCACGCACCCCGAAGCCGAUUACCUGUUCCAUGAGGUGGAGUUUGAGGUGGCGGUUGACGGUGCGGAUGCUGCCAACACCGGCAGCGGCAGCGGCAGCGGCAGCAGUAACGACGAGACUUACGUGACGCCUCCUGCACCGCCGGAACUACUGUCAACGUCCAAGUCCGAGGCGGAGGCGACGGUGGUCGUCACGGCCAGGGGCAAUCAUCUCUGCAUCAAGGAUAUGUAUCGCACGGCGUAUGCGUUCCGGGUGCGGGCGGAGAGUGGGGAGGUGGUUAGCUGGGCGAGUCGGCAUGUGGUCAAGGGGCCGAGGAAGGAUCAGGAUAUUGUGAAUUUGUAUUCGGUGGGGUAG
Molecule: messenger RNA, 687 nt
Organism: Aspergillus aculeatus ATCC 16872
Lineage: Eukaryota; Fungi; Ascomycota; Eurotiomycetes; Eurotiales; Aspergillaceae
Exons: 1
Coding region: 1-687 (228 amino acids)
Source: RefSeq, a predicted model, not a curated record